Molecule: messenger RNA, 784 nt
Organism: Cyphomyrmex costatus
Lineage: Eukaryota; Metazoa; Arthropoda; Insecta; Hymenoptera; Formicidae
Gene: inc
Product: BTB/POZ domain-containing protein inc
Exons: 4
Coding region: 56-727 (223 amino acids)
Biological process (GO): proteasome-mediated ubiquitin-dependent protein catabolic process; protein homooligomerization
Cellular component (GO): cytoplasm; Cul3-RING ubiquitin ligase complex
Molecular function (GO): cullin family protein binding
Source: RefSeq, a predicted model, not a curated record
AGACGUUGCACUGACCAGCCGCCCCGCGGACCCAACCUGAUCCGCUUUCCCUUUAAUGUCAAUUGAUGCCAAUGCAAGUAUGGCGGAAUUUGGCGAUACGAACUCGCACGAGAUGACAGAGAAUCAUGUCGGUAAGCGGUGCAAUAAUCAGUGGGUGCGACUGAACGUGGGCGGAACGUACUUCCUGACAGCGAAGACCACCCUGGCGAGAGAUCCGAAUUCGUUUCUCUACCGAUUGUGUCAGGAGGACUCGGACCUUAUUUCGGACAGGGAUGAAACGGGAGCGUACCUGAUAGAUCGCGACCCCAUGUACUUCAGUCCAAUCUUGAACUAUCUACGCCAUGGUAAAUUGGUUAUCAACAAGGAUUUAACGGAGGAAGGUGUGCUGGAGGAGGCAGAGUUUUACAAUAUCACUGAACUGAUUCGGCUAGUCAAAGAAAGAAUCAUUCUGAGGGACACUCGACCACAGAGGGAUUCCAAGAAGCACGUCUAUAGAGUUAUCCAAUGUCAUGAGGACGAGCUGACACAGAUGGUGUCCACAAUGUCGGAUGGAUGGAGAUUUGAACAGCUAAUCAACAUAGGUUCUCAAUAUAACUAUGGCAAUGAUGAUCACGCGGAAUUUUUGUGUGUGGUAAGCAGAGAAUAUGGACCUAGUCAGCUCAGUAGUAAAGAAGAGGAAUCUACGGAUCGCGUCAAGGUUUUGCAGCAGAAGGGUUCACGUAUGUAAUGUCUAGAUCCGUCCUUGUUUUUCCUUGCCUCCUUUAGUUUGAUCAGCUGCGCUGCA